This is a messenger RNA of Pocillopora meandrina, 4844 nucleotides long. The record is from the annotation of a GenBank genome assembly. NCBI's taxonomy places the organism in Eukaryota, Metazoa, Cnidaria, Anthozoa, Scleractinia, Pocilloporidae.
AUGGAUGGUGGUUUUGGAGGAAACAUGGGAAACUUCACUUGCAAGCUAUGUCAUGCAAGCUUUUAUUUCCUCCUAUCUUUUUCUGUUUUUCUACCCGUAGCAAUUGCUGUUGAUCGCUCAUAUGCAGUAACUCGACCUUUUGAUAGGACACCAAUUUCUCGACACAUAAAAAAUGUAAUUCUAACAUUAUGGAUAUUCUCACUUAUCCUUUCGGCGCUGGUUUUUGCAAACGGGCGCCUAAAGACCAAAAUGAAAUCCUACUUGUGUCAUACACAUAGCCCCCUGGAAUAUUCUAAUGGGAAAGAGUUGAAUGUUAUAUCAUUAACCCUUGCCGUUGUCAUCCCUCUGACGCUUUUGGCAUUUUCAUACACAAGAAUAUGUAUCAAACUAUGGUCACGUCAGGCACCUGGAGAAGGAGCCAGUCAAAACCAACGCCAACUUCAAGUUAUAGUGACAGCAAAAAAGGUUACCCGGAUGAUGAUCGCAAUCGUUGUUUUAUUCUUCAUUUGUUGGGUUUCUUUCUAUGUAAUAAUAACACCGUUAUAUCUUGGAUUUGUGCAAAACAAGGCAGUUGGAUUUUCAGUUUGGUUAUCGGUCUCCUUCAGUGGCAUCAAUCCUUACGUUUAUUUCGCCUUGAGUGCAAACUUUAGAAAUGGGUUGAAACAUUUGUUUGGAAAUAUUCAUAUUUUUCCGUUUAGAUCCGGGAGGAUAGAGCUUCAGCAAAUUUAGUAUUUGUAAGUGAUUUAUUCCAACAAAAAGGUUAUUUUGAAAGGAAAUCGUUUUGGACGAAGUGGAAAAAAUUGGAUAACGGCGUGAUACUAUUUCGAAUUAAGUUUUAAUCAAUAUAACAUCAUGGCGAGGUAACGUUUCGAAAAUUAAUAUCCAUUAGAAUCUUUUGGCUAGCAAUGUGGCGUUUCAGCUACAAAGGGCAUGUUUCCUCAGUAUUUUAUUAUUUUUUUGUCAGCAUUCUCUUCUCAGAUAAAGUUUCCGUUAGCCGACCAAGGUGAUAAACGUUCAUCAAAAUUUUUCGGUUUUUAGGUAUUGUUUAUUCAUUUGGUCCUCAUUGCAUAGUAUUGUCGAAGGAAGGUUUUCAGGAUGUCAACACAGAAGAGUUUUGACUGAUUACGAUAGGGUAACAGAAGGAAGAAAUGAAAAAGCAUUAUCAUUGUGGGUGCAAAGUCAGUUUGUCCCGGCCCCCUAUUGAAAUACGUUCUUAAUAGGAUUAAUAUUUUCAAAGAAAAUGUAAAAGCUUUAAGAUUCCUUCUAAAUUUUUAAUCAGGACGGCUUCGAACAAAUUCGAAUCGCCCAGAACCUUAAAUGGCCUAGGCUGUCAAAUUUAGAACCUUUAAUUAUUGCUGUAUUACUCUUCUUCCCUCAAUAAUUCAAUGUUAUUGUCAAGAUGAUCUAUUGACAAACCCAACUUACCCUUAUCUUUUCUGGAUGUAUUCAUGCACACGAGCGGAAGAUAAAACAAAUAAAUGUCUCGAUAUAAUUCAAAAUACCAAAUGCUGCAUGUUCUGCCGAGUAAACAGGCAAAUUAUUAUCAUAAAAGUUUUUACAGUUAAACCAGAGAAAGUCAUGAUGAUCAAUUGAUCAAACUCCAACUUCAACCUCCACCCUAUGUUAAACAGCACCAACGAAACGAAUGAGGUAGACUUUGAUGUAAAUAAUCUAACAUACUUUGCAUACGGCAGAAUAUUUCUGGUGUCGCCGUUUUGAAAUUCUUUUAUUUUAUACAUCAUACGAACAGAAUACUAAAACUCAUUUAACUUAAGCCAAACUUACACCGAUCUUUUAAUCACAUUUAUGUUUUAUGUGGAUACUUUUCGUGUCAAUUCCUACGAUGGACUGUGGUUCGGAGGAAACAUGGGAAGUAUUAUUUGCAAGCUGUAUAGUAACAUGCAAGUUCUUAUUUCCACGCAACUUUUACUCUUUUGCUACUAGUAGCAAUAACUGUUGAUCGGUCAAUGCAUUACCUCGACCUUUGCAUUGGACGCCGAUUGCUCUACACAUAAAAAGAGUAAAUAAUGGUUAUGUUGAAGUAAUGUUCUUUCAUUCUUUUGACAAAUGUUUGUGGUCACAUGAACGGGGACACAAAGAAGAAAUCUUACUUCUGUCAUUUGCAGCAACUUCUGGAGUUUUGUGAAUGAACAACAUUUAACAAGACAUCCCUAGCUGCUCGCCUUUUCUUCUCUUUAACUCUUUUAGCAAUUCUGUGCAUAAGAAUAUGUGCUUGGCCCAAUCAGGCAUACGGAGAGGGAGCCACUCACCACCGAGCACCCCUGACAUCCUUGUAACUUAAAAUUUUUUUUAUACUUUACUAGGCGGAGAUACAACCAAUGACGUUUCUUUCAUAUAACCAUUUCACUCCACGAAUGUGAAACCAUUUUCAAGAAGAAAAAGGGGAUGAGAAGUGAACAAAUUUAUCAACUUACACAAAAUAUUUGAUCUAACACUAAAAAACCUCAAGUCAAAUGUCAUAAGAAAUUCGUUGCAAAUGAAAGGAUAAUCAUGCAAUCUUCAGACUGGCCGUGGGAAGAAAAGGGUAAUGAUGAACAUGAAUUUGGAACCGUGGGAAUUCUUUUCCCAUGAAUAGAAUGUCAUUGAAUGCUUUUGAGGGAAACGAAAGGUUGAGUUCUCUUAAAAUCAACCCAAAAUAAAAUUUCAAUAACAUAUAUAAUAAUUAUCCCAAUCAUAAAUCGGAGUGGAUUUGACUGACUUACGGUGAAUUAACGUGAGUAGCGGGGAGUGAGUCGGGGUAACUAGAGGUGGUUUGCGGUGGAUAGGGAUAAAUUAUGAUGGCUUGCACAAUAUUGUAGUCGGAUAAAUUAGCGGCGAUUGUGAUGUUGCUCUUUUUGAACUUCAGAGUACAGAAUUUCAUCGAGUUAAAGGAGAAAUUUGUGGAGAUCUCAGGCCAUUCAUUGCGAAGGUGAGUGAUACGCUUCUCAAGCAAUUGUUACUCGCUCACUCCUCCUCACACAAGACUUCCCGAGGCUAAAAUGAAACAUUUUUGGAUAUUUUUCGCUCUAAUACUAAGGGUAGCCCUGGCAACAUCAAGCUCUUGUAGCGGCUAUAUCUGCACUUGUGUUUGGAUAACUUACAAGUAGCAAAGACAUCGUGUAGAAAACCUCUUGCAAAUUUACAAAUUUUAAAACUGAAAUAAACAUCUCAUUUUGGGAGGCUACUUUACUACAGCUGUCACCGCUAGAUAGCGAAGUUAAUUAAAAUAAAUUUCCAAUUAAGGAGGAUAAACAACAGAACAAAAUAAUGAACCCUUUCUUCUUAGAUUUAGUAUUAUGUGUCCAUCAUUCAGGAAAGCGGAUGGACUAAUACAGGAAAGAUUCAUCAUCAAGGAAUCUACAAAUGACUGGAUAAGGUACUUCGAAAAAUAAAAAAUAAAAUUCUGUUAAUGAUGCCCAAAACGAGAGCAAGUACAAGGUAAAGACAUAUUCUAUUUCUUUUGAUUAAGUUGAGGCUCAUUGUUCAAAGUACAAAUAAAAAAAAUUGUCAGUUUCAAAGGAAAUGCGCAAACAUCAAGAACUCUUGGUAAUUUGAUGAUCUCACUAUUGAUAAGAUGAUGUAUUGACCAAAAAAACUUCUCCGCGGCUCUUUAGAUGUAUUCAGGUGUAUUUCCUUCAUUCAUCGUAUUUCAUUCUAUGAAUGACAUAAACAAAUGAAUACUUAACAUACAUAAAAAACACUACUGGUUUUAUUUCUUGCUGGUUCACACCUUAUUCAUUAUUUUUCCAAAGAUUUGAACAAAGCGACUGAAACGAAUUCUGAAGUCCUUAAAUUCCAGAUAUCGAAGAGAAAAAAAAAACAAGAACAAGAAAUCAUCUAGGGAAAUAAUUACCGUAAGAGUUUCUAAAGUCAAAUCAGAGAAAAGGGCCAUGUUGACUAAUCGAUCAAACUUCUACUUCAACUCUAUCUUAAUGAGCACCGAAGAAAAGGUGGAGAUGGAUUUUCAUGCUACUAUUCUAACUUACUUUGGAUACGGUACAAUAUUUCUGGCGUCGUUUGUCGGUAAUUCUUUCCUUAUACACAUUAUACGAACAGACACAUCCAUGAAGACUGCUAUCAAUUACUUGAUUUUAAACCAAGCCUGCGUUGAUCUUCUCAUUCCAUUCAUGCAUUUAAUGGAUAAUUUUCGUUACAGUUCUUAUCAUGGAUCGUGGUUUGGAGGAAAUAUGGGUCAUAUUACCUGCAAGUUAUAUCUUGCAAGCCUUUUUGUCCUCCCAUCUCUUUCUAUUUUUCUACUUUUAGCAAUUGCUGUCGAUCGUUUUUACGCAGUAUUUCGACCUUUUGAUAGGACGCCGAUUUCUCGAAACAUAAAAACAGUAUUUCUGUUUAUGUGGACAUGCUCACUUGUUGGUCCGACAGCCGUUCUUGCUAAUCGGCACCUAGAGACUAAAAAUAACUCUUACUUCUGCCAUUCGAGGAUCUUUUUACGACUUGGUGAAGGGAAUAAAUUUUAUGUCAUGUCAUUACUCCUUGGCGUCGUUAUCCCUCUCACGCUUAUGGCAACUCUAUACACGAGAAUAUGCAUCAAACUAUGUUCACGUCAGGCACCCGGAGAAGGAGCCAGUCAAAACCAACGCCAGCUUCAAAUUAUAGCGACAGCAAGAAAGGUUACCCUGAUGAUGAUCGCAAUCGUUGUUUUAUUCCUCAUUUGCUGGGUUCCUUUCUAUAUUUCGAUGGCACUGUUAUAUCUUGGCUUUGGGCAAAACAAGGCAGUUUUAUUUUCAAUUUGGUUAACAGUCUCCUACAGCGGCAUUAAUCCUUACGUUUAUUUCGCCUUCAGUACAAAGUUUCGAAAUGGAUUGAAACACCUGUUUGGACUUUAG